Messenger RNA from Dunckerocampus dactyliophorus (ringed pipefish), 3717 nucleotides. RefSeq lists its product as uncharacterized. The transcript is spliced from 14 exons. Bases 391 to 3432 code for a protein of 1013 amino acids. NCBI's taxonomy places the organism in Eukaryota, Metazoa, Chordata, Actinopteri, Syngnathiformes, Syngnathidae. The record is from RefSeq and is a predicted model, not a curated record.
AAGCAACAUGCACUUAGCGCGUGGACAACAGGUUGACUUUUUUUUCUAAUUAAGAAAUAGCUGAAGAUAACCCGUCAGUACUCAGUCCUCAAGACAACUUUCGACGACAACCCUGGCCACUAUAAGCAUCGAAACGAAGAAGAAAAAAGCGCAAGUUAAACCACUCGUCCAACAUCAAGGCGCGGCAUAAGGAGACUGCAACCACCGAGCUGACUCUGAAGUCUUCAUUGGAAGCGUCGCGGCUCUCAGACGUCCGGGCGUUGGAUAAUACGGUGGUGGGCUUCGGGGUUUAUGCCAAGGAGACCUACCGCAGUCUUUGUGAAAACCCCAGUAGGGAACACCAAACGUACUUGCAGUGGGUGAGGAGACAGAGUAAAUAAGGGGUCCCUCAUGCAUAGCCUCCAGCAGUACGCCAUCGGCCGCGAUAACGAGGCCAAGGAGCAGCGCAGCUUAAGCCAAGAGAAACCAUCAGAUGACAUGCUCCUUGAAGCUCUUGAGGAGGUGGUGUCUCAAUCUUCUACCUCACAGACGAUGGUAACACCACCACAACCAUCAUCAUCCUCAUCAUCAUCAUCACCAUCACCACCACCACCACCUCCUGAGACAGAGGCCAGACCGCACCCUGCAGCCGGACACAGAGCCACGUCCCACCCGACCUCUGGAGCUAAGCUGCUUCCAAAAUCCUGGAGGCAGACCCUGCCCGAGGAUCACCACGACUGGGUGGGUCGUGCGCUGUUUGUCCGAGGUCCUAAAGGGAAGGCGGUGCUCACAUCUAAACUGCAGCUCUGGUGGAACCCACCCACGAGACCACUUUACUUCACGCAGCCCCCUGCAUCGCCCAGCGCAUUUUUUUAUAUGCGUUUGUUUUUGUGGUGCCCAUACAAAAUGUGGGGCUACAAACUCUUGUGCCCCACAUGUAAGCGACAGCUUACUGGGGGGGGGCUGUAUAAGACAGUAAGGAAGGUGCUUGAUGUCAGCAGCUGGUAUCUCAUGGCCACCGAAUACCUCGAGUGCCACACUUGCAAGAAGAAGUUCGCCUCGUGGGCGCCAGUUAUCAUCAACCAGAUGGACAUAGCGCACCAAGAAAAAUUCCCUGCCGUUCUCACUUACAAGUUGUCCUGUGACAAAAAAGUGGUUGCACAAAUGAGGGCACGCACCCUGGGCAACAGCGCCACUCGGCUGCAUUCCACAUUGCUGGAGGAACACACCCGGUUAUGGAUGACUCAGUCCAUCGAGUACUUGUCCGUGAUGAAACAAUUUAGCUGCGCUGGAACCUUCCCGCUGCCCAGGGUGUACCUCCCGCCCAUGCAACAGCUACCCAGGGUGUCCUGGAUCCUGUCGGUGUACAUCAGGGAGGUGCUCCCUCGCCUGGAGUACACAAAGGCCAGGAUCACGUCAACAUUUGGCCAGAUAUUAAAGAUGCACUCAAAGAAGAUGACCAAGAAGCUGGCCGGUGAAGCUGCUGGAACAGCAGCAUGGGUCACCAACGUGGGCAACGAGGACGGCCAGGUACUCAUGUCGGUGCUCACUGCCACUGAGGGGGAUGGACUGGUGGCCAUGGCUGACGGACUCAUACGGCGCUACAGAGAGGCAAGACAGGACCCUCCACAAGUGCUGUAUGUAGACCGCGACUGCUGCGCCACCGGACCAUCUAAGGUGGCAGUAAUGUUUGGCGAGUGGAAGCAGCUGGUGUUGCGGCUAGACGUGUGGCACCUCAUGUGCCGCUUCGCCAGAGGCGUCACCACCAAAGCGCAUGUCCUGUACGGUAAAUUUAUGGCGAGGCUCUCCUUUGCCAUUUUCGAGUGGGACGAGGGCGACGUGACGCGCCUCAGGGAGGCCAAGCAGGCGGAGGCGGGGCACAGCAGCUUUGUUAAGCUGUCGACCAGGGAGCUGACCCGUCACUGCCGUCGCCGCACCAGAGGGGCAGAGGAGACGGAGCGGCUGAUCCAAGAGGUUCUGGACCACUUUUGGGAGGCCAAGGACACAAUGGGUGUCAGCCUCUUCAAUAAGGAAAGCAUGACAAAAAUUUGGGGGACGCAGCGACGCCACCUGCACUGCAUCCAGGACCCACCAGGCGUGGCUCUCUAUACCAGGACUGGCAAGGUGACCAGAGGCGGGGUUACUCUGCCUCUGUUGCGUUGUGCGCGAGGAUCCUCAUCUCUUGAGUCUUUUCACCUCCAUUUGUGUCAAUUCAUUCCAGGAACAACAGCCAAUGCCCUCCACUUCCAGGUUUACCUCCUGGAGGGCCUGUCGAGGUGGAACCAGGACAGAGGCAGAGCGGCGGUGGUAGAGUCGGCCAGAACUGCAACGAUGCGUUGCUAUGACGGCCGUCUGCAGGACGCCUUCCAUCAAUUGACGCAGCUCCUGGGUUGCACGCUGGUGGGCAAUUUCACCCCGGUGGGCAAGUACACAGGGGAGCUCAUCGGUAUCGAUUACUUGUACUCCCAGACGGGCAUGGUGCUACAAUAUAAUGUCAGCACAGAUCCCGACUGCCCCGAAGCGGCCAGCAGCCAGGUGGACGAGGAGGAUGACACAAAUGUGGAUGAGUUGGAUGAGGGCUACGAAGACGCUGCGCUGGGAAACAUACUGUACGCUGCCGAGUUGCCUGCCUGUUUUGACAACACUCAGCCCAUCGCCCCACAUGAAGAGGAAGAAGUAAAUGUCAGAUUUGUCAGCAAAGCGGAGCUCGUGGACACCGUUGUCGCAUCAGUGCCACUUCCAAGUGCAGAGCAGACGGUGGUAGAGCAGCUGCCGGCAGUGAAAGAGAAGAUAGCGGCGGUCGAGCAACCAAGAAAGCCAUUACACUACCAACACCCAGCCGACAACUCUGGCCUGGCGGUGACACGGAGAGGGCCUGUCGUGCCAGAGUUGUACGCGGUGCGCCAAACCGCUUCCGCCUCCACUGCUGCCCUCGCUGCUCCCUGUGCCGCCUUGGCUGCUCUCCCCGCCGCUGCCACCUCUGCUGCUCCCUCCACCUCUGCUGUUCCCUCUGCUUCCUCCACCUCUGCUGCUCCCUCUGCUUCCUCCACCUCUGCUGCUGCCACUACAUCUUCUGCUGCCUCCUCUGCGGCCGAGGCAUCUUCUCCUGUUUCCUCUGCCAGGGUGUCCUCCUCUACAGCUUGGUCCAGGAAGAAGAAGGAGUUGGAGCUAGAGCGAGCCUACAGCCUGGGUCAGCUUUUUCUAAAAAAGACCCCUCGGAAAAUGGAGCAUUUUCGCUGCAAGCGCUGUGGCUUUCCAAAAAACAAAGAGCACGGCCACAGUCGCUACAGGAAUGAACAUUUUUGCUCCCGAUCCGAGGGGCGCUCAGUGGAUGAUUGGCUCGAUGAAAAAAGGAGCCAGGACAAUCAAAGAAAGACGACAACUAAGCAAACAAAGGAGACUGUCCACCUGCGCCCGCUGAAGCCCAGGUCUCCCCGUGAGAGUGGUCUUUGAAAGGAUCAAUCCGGGUCAGAGCCAGACUUGACAACCGGCUUUGAUGCCCCCUCCGCAUCUUCAACCAGUUCGAGAGAUUCACAUCACGAAGUCUCCAAUGGCCCCUCCACAUCUUCUGGAAGAGGCAAAGGCAGACCUUCAAGAAUGACCUUAUAUUGGCGCAAGAAACAGCUCGAGGCCGACAGACAGCUAAAAUAAUGUUUCAGUAAUGUUUGUAUUACAAGAUGAUAUCUUAUCUGACUUGUGAAUCCUUUUAAAGGUUUUAUUACAAGAUGCUAUUUCAGA